Molecule: messenger RNA, 3115 nt
Organism: Pocillopora verrucosa
Lineage: Eukaryota; Metazoa; Cnidaria; Anthozoa; Scleractinia; Pocilloporidae
Source: RefSeq, a predicted model, not a curated record
UGUGUGAAUUGGACUAUCAUAAAUGAAACGAAACUGUAAAGAUCUAGGUUUUUCCUUUUUCGCAAUUCUCAAAGCUUUUUUAACCUUGAAACUGAUGAAAUUUUGAUCAUAGGCGCUCAAGUUAUCGAUUUGCAACAUGAGUGCAUUACCAGACAUCGACAAGAUCGACGACAUCACGGAGAUGGUAACCACAAUGGCUUCACUCAAAAUUCCGACCAAGGGGCUGAAAACGUUGGACGAAAUGAAAGCAAAGGUAAAAGAGACACUCCAGUCGUCAGAGAGGAAGUCAAGUUGGACGGCAAAGGAGGCCUUUUCAGUGUUGACGGAGGCAAAGAAAGAAGACGAGAGAAAACGAGCAAUCUUGCUCAAUUUCCACGAACGCACGGAUGCUUGCUUGCAAAGUAUGGAUGAAAAAGUUCAUGCCCUUUUGGAACGGAACAUCAAGAACCUCAAGGAAAAAAUCGCUUCCCACAAACAAAAUCUGCUGAAAAAAGAGUACAUUGUUCUUGUUGCAGGCGAAACAAGUUCAGGAAAGAGCACUUUGCUAAAUCUUAUCCUUGGAGAGCAGCUUCUUCCUUACUCCGUUCUGAGUACCACAUCCACCAUCUGUGAAUUAAGAUAUGGAGAUACACCAAAGCUGGUGGUGCACUUUAAAGACAAAGGAUCAGGGGAUACCUCAAGGACUGUCCUCUUAGAAAAGCCAACCGAAGCCUCCGAGCAGAGUUACCUAAAACAGAUUUCCCAAUUCGUCCACCGAAAGACGAACAGAGAAAAGGGCUCAGAUUACGAAAAGAUUGAGUUGUUUUGGCCACACGAUCUGUUGAAGGAAAAUAUCGUGAUAGUCGACAGUCCAGGAAUUGGCGAAUCUAUCAUCAUGGAUGACAUAGUAAAGGAGUACCUUCCAGAGGCUUUCGCAUUUAUUUACGUCAUCAACAGCGAGAACGCCGGAGGAAUACAGCCAGAUAGGUUAGGAAAACUUAUCGAACACGCAAGAAGGGUAUCUCUUGACAAACAAAGGGAGUCUUCCUCAAACUGUGCUCUAUUCGUCUGCAACAAGUGGGACCAGGUGCCGUUAAAAGAAACUGGUGACGUGAAGAACCAUGUCGUGACAAAACUCACAGAGUGCUGGCCUUUUUUAGAUCCAGAAUCUCAGAUCAUUUAUAUGUCAGCAAAAGAAGCCAUCGAAGCUCAGAAUCUUGGAGUGGUCACGAAAGAGUUUGCUGAACUAAUGAAUGGUAUCAAGUCCAUGGUUUUGAAAAGUAUUGAAGCAAGACUUCAGAUUCAGUGGAGGUGGCUUGACUAUCUUCUUGCACGUAUGACCCUUCACACGGAAGCGUUCAUUCGUAAUUCGACCGAAGAUCGUAAAAAUGUGACGGAGAGAAUGAUGAUUAUCACUGACCGCAUUCAAAGCAUUGAGAGGCAGCAAGGUACGGUAAGAAAAGAGCUGCAGUCGCGCCUCCUAACCAAGGCAACCCACGCUUUCAGAAAACUAUCCACAUACAUUAAGUCUCCAGAAGUUAUGCGGAAGUUUUCUACGUGGACAUUAAAUGACGUUCCAAAGACUGAAGAAAGCUGGGAAAUGACUAUGAAUAGCAUCCACAGGGCGCUGGAGAAGCGACUUCUAAGGGAGAUACAGGAAUGGGAAGAAAAGAACCAUGUCUUUUCCGAUGCUCGCGCCUCCUUGAUUCAAAACUUUCAGGAGAGGUUCCACUACGUCGAAGGUCAACUUCGAACGCUGGAGCGCUCUGUCCUAGCUGGAGGUGCUGCCAGCUCAGCAAGUGGCCCGCUGGCAUCAGAUGGCUUUAGCAUCGCCAAAAAAUUCAUCAUCGGGGUCACAAGUCCAAUUUGGUUUCCAGUUGGUCUGGUUGUCCUAGUGGUCAGUGUCCCGGUACUUGGCGCCAUGGCAGUUAAAGAGAAGUUGGAAGACUGGAAUAAAACAAGACGAUACAACAGAAACAAGUGUGCCUAUAUGGCGAAAGUUUCCAAAGAAUAUCUGAAUGAUGCAGUCGAAGAACAGCUUCUGAAGCCGUUUGUGAUGGAACAGCUCAGAGAGGCUCAGGUUUGUCUAGAUCAGGUUUUAGAUCGGAUUCCUCAGCUCAUAAAAGAGGACAAAAUGUUGUGUCAACAAUUGAAAGAUGAAAAACGUUCUAAGAAAGACGUGGAAGAUUUCUACACGCCAUUACUCAACGAGAGUAGACAAAUAAGAAAUGAGAUGGCCCUAUUUGGCAUCAAAGAGGUUCGCACUAUGGACAUCAGUUGCGACGAACUGGAGUGGCAAGACGAUGCACAUCUUGGAAGUGGAGCGUUCGCCGCUGUUUAUCGAGGAAAAUUGAAGAUUCGAGGAGAGGAUAAACCCGUAGAUGUUGCUGUUAAAGUUUGGAAUGACGAGCUCAACGAAGGUACUGCUAGUGGCUUUCUUUCUGAAGCAGAGAUACUCAGGAAACUGAAUCAUCCCUCUAUUGUAAAGUUCUAUGGUGCAGCACUGUACAAGAAAGGGGACAAGCUUAAAGCAACACUGGUGAUGGAGCUCUGCAAAGAAAACUUGAUGAGGCACCUUUUCCUUCAUAAAGGCAAUAUACCUGGAAAGUCAUCAACUGCUACAGCUGCGAAAGAUGUGAUCGGAUGGGCAAAAGACAUUGCCGAUGCUUUGGAAUACAUUCACAGACAAGGUAUUGUUCACAGAGAUCUCAAGCUGGAAAACAUAUUGCUGUCGCAAGAAAAUUCUGCCAAAGUAGCCGACGUCGGUGUUUCUAAAGAAGCUAAAGCGAUAACGGGCACCAUGACUGGAACUCCUAUGUAUCUCGCUCCUGAAGUGAUCAAGUCCUGUUUGUACGAUUACAAAGCAGACAUUUACAGCUUCGGUAUAAUGCUCUGGGAGAUGUGGUAUGGCAUCAGAGCCCUUAUUGAUGGGGAAGGAAAUGUGCAUGAGUUUUUCGAAAAAGUGGUCGAGGGUGCAAGACCUACGCAUGUCGAAGACUCAAAGGAGCCCCCAGAUGGUUUGUGUGAUCUGAUGGAGCGUUGCUGGGACGAAAAACCUGAUAAUCGACCAGAUGCGAGAGAGUGUUACGAGGAGUUGACUCAGCUCCAUCAGAAAGUUGGCGUACCAUCUCCGUAA